Messenger RNA from Mollisia scopiformis, 2311 nucleotides. RefSeq lists its product as uncharacterized. The record is from RefSeq and is a predicted model, not a curated record. Lineage: Eukaryota; Fungi; Ascomycota; Leotiomycetes; Helotiales; Mollisiaceae. Bases 344 to 2311 code for a protein of 655 amino acids. Gene Ontology annotation, biological process: urea transmembrane transport. Gene Ontology annotation, cellular component: plasma membrane. Gene Ontology annotation, molecular function: urea transmembrane transporter activity. The transcript is spliced from 12 exons.
UCACCAGCUUCUCGAAGGACUCGGGCGUGGUCCACGUGACUGCCGAAUCAAAAGUGGGAGGCUCCCAAGAACUUCUUAUCCACUAGCUUCAUUCGAUUCCUCCCCUGACAUCGGGAAUACUUCCGACGGAAAUCUUCCUCCCUUCCUAUCACAAUAUUGGCUCGGCAGAUAAUUCUGUCGUGGCCUGCGGACCGAAGAGAUGGGAUAUCUUCAAGCGACUCGUCCCACCAUUCUGGUUUCUGGGACAUCGACUCCAGAUCGUUGGGACACUCGACGUAAACAUAUAUCUGAUAAUCAUUGAGUGGAUCUUUAUUGAGCACUGUUUCUGCUACCUACAGCUGUUAUGGCUUCUACUGCUGUGUUUGAGCCACCUUUGUCCCAAGGUGUAGCAUAUGGCAUUGCCUUAGGAUUCGGGGUGGUAUUCGCCCUAACCAUGAAUGCAAUUACAUGGCUAAGCAGAAGAUAUCUCCAUGAAUCCAAUGAUACCCAAAUGCUCAUGACAGCCAAGAAAAGUGUGAAGACCGGACUUGUGGCUUCUGCUGUGGUAUCUUCAUGGUGCUAUGCUGCAACCAUUCUUAACUCUGUCCGUCUGACAUACUUGUAUGGAUUUGCGGGUCUCUGGUGGUUUUGCUCGGGGGCUACGUGCCAGAUCGUCUGCUAUGCCAUCAUGGCCAUUGAGUUGAAGCGUCGUGCUCCUCGAGCAAACACCAUCCUUGAAGCCAUCAGAAUUCGUUUCGGCACCAGCUCCCACCUCGUCUUCUUCGCAUAUGGAGUCUCUGUCCAAAUCCUCAUCACUGCUGCUCUUCUCCUUGGAGGAUCAGCUGCACUAAACGUCACAACUGGUGCUUCGACAAUUGCUAUGAACUAUCUCAUCCCUUUCGGUGUUGUCAUCUACACGUAUCUUGGUGGAUUGAAAAGUACUUUCUUGUCGGACUAUGUUCACACCGUUGUUAUCUUUGUUAUCCUCUUGAUUACGAUGUUCAAAGUGAUGGCAUCAAGCAGUGUCCCAAUUCUGGGAACUCCCGGAAAGUUAUGGGAUCUUCUCCAGCCAGCUGCAACAGCUAGUCCUGCGAUUGGCGCCAAAGAUGGUUCAUACUUGACCAUGGACUCAGGGGAGGGUCUCUUACUUGCUGGUGUUAUUCUUGUCUCUGGCUUCGGAUCAGUUUUCGUUGAUCCUUCGUAUGGACAGAAAGCAAUUGCUGGUGAAGCGAGUGCAGUGGUGAAAGGGUACUUCUAUGGAGCUUUUGCUUGGUUUUCAAUUCCACUUGGCCUCUGCGCUACAAUGAGCUUUGUUGCUGUUGUUCUUCAAGAUACCGAGUACUGGCCUGCGUCUGGCGGGGUAACAGCAUACCAGAUUAACAAUGCUUUGAUCCUACCUUUGGCCGCACAAGCUAUUAUGGGAAUUGGAGGCGUGGUUGCUAUUAUCCUGAUGGUGUUCAUGGCUGUGACCUCCUCGUUCAGCGCGGAAAUUGUUGCUCACGCAUCGAUCGUGACAUAUGACAUUUACCAGCCGUACAUCAACCCAAAAGCCACUGACAAACAACUCAGACUCGUAUCACAUCUCAGUCUAGCAGGCUUCGCAAUUUUCUCUUCAUCAUUCGCCACAGCUUUGAACUCAUCCGGCGUCUCCAUGGGCUGGAUCCUCGAAUUCCUUGGCGUCGUUCUCGGACCCGCAGUCUUCCCCAUCACUCUCGGUGUAACGAGCUCCCACGUCUCUCCCAUCUUCAUGACCUACGCUCCCCCGAUAGGAACAGUAUGUGCCCUCGCCGCUUGGCUCGGUUGCACAAAAGGGAUGUACGGCACCAUAAACGUCACAACCACUUUCGAAAAUUGGCCCAUGUUCGCAGGCUGUCUAGUCGGACUCAUGAUCCCGCUUCUAAUUUGGCUUGCUAUGCGACCAUUCACAAAAGCUUAUGAUUGGGACCUGCUCUUCCUUAUGGCUGGUGACAGGAGCUUCACGCUUGAGGAUGAUGAGAGUUUGGGCUUGGAUUGGAAUCCGCAGGAACUUGCUCGUGCUUCGUUCUUGGCGAAGACUGUCUCGGCAGUGUUGUGCUUGAUCUUCUUGGUUCUGAUUCCGUUCCCGAUGUAUGGGACUGGAUAUAUUAUGUCGAGGAAGUUCUUUACAGGGUGGACUGUUGUAGUCUUUAUUUGGAGUUGGAGUGCGGCGUUGUUGAUUUGGUGUUUGCCGAUAUGGCAAUCUAGAGCAGCUUUUGGAAGAAUACUUGCUGGUAUGCUGGGUAGGAAGAAGAUAGUUAGUGAGGGUGUAGAGACACCUGUUGUCGAGAUUGUUCAUGGUUCAGAGAAGUACUGA